UUCAGCAUGGAAACUCCAGUGGCUAGAUGUGCUGUUACUUGGCACUUGGGAGUUAGCUGAGUGAUUUGAUUCAUCGAUUCAAGUCUCUUGUCUCGACCGUGUGUGUAGUAGUAGUAACAAUAAUGGAGACUUGAUUGAUUUGUUGUGUUGUUUCAUUCAUCCACGAAUCAACUCGGAAUCAACAAUGAGAACAUUGAGUCGAUUGCUAUUUGCUUUGUGUCUUUGAUGGUGGGCCUAUUUCACGUGCUGUCGGUACUAAAAGACUAUACUUGAUGUCAGUCUGCUAACCAUGAGUGAGACUUUUCUUUGGCGUUUGCAGCGUCUGCUGCAUGGACGUGGUAACUCGACAGAAGAGUGUGUCCACGACAUAGAUCAUUAUAUGUUCUAUAGAUUCUCGAUUAUUCCCGCAGUAGUCAUCUCCAUUUUACUGGCAGCAACAAGCACAAGAAGAAAAUUACUUUCAAAUUUCAUGGGUGGUCGCCCUGGACUGAUCUUCCCUAUGGACACAAUGACUCGCUCAGCGAGAUUCUCGUACAGCUGCGCCUUCGGGGCCAUGGCCUUCCUCGUCUACCUGAUAUUGAAAGAGCACAAGUUUGCCUUCGAGUACAAUGGGCCAGUGGCUCUGAAGACCCUGAUUGCAGUACUAUCCAUGUUUAUCUAUGGGAUGGUUUACUUUCCUGUGUUCGCGAGUCUUGCCUUAGCCACUGCGUUUUCUUACCUAAUUGGCUCCUUGUACACCUGGAUGUUUCUUGUGGUUGAUGUCUACAAGCUGACCGAGUGUAGUUUUAACGUGACAGGUCGUGUGGUCCUUCUUGUCCACGCUCUGCCCAGAUUGCUCUGCCUGGCAUACCUUAGCGUCUCUCUGCCCUUCAGAUUCAUUAGGGCCUGCAAAAAGCAAAACUUCAUUUUGCCCACUUUGGGAGAAGCGCCUUACUGCGAGACUUUAGAAACAAUCAAAGACUCUUACCAAGGGAAACAUGUCAGGAGGUUGCUACGGAAACCUGAUGUUGAAAACGAAGCGAAAGGAAUGGUAGCCAACUUAAAAUUGACGCUGUCAAAUCUAGCAGAUCAAUUCAUUUAUCAUAGACAAAGUGGUUUCAGGUUUCCAUCAAGAUUGUUGUCUGUCAUGUUUGCAUCAGCCUCUGUCAUAUACGUGGUGACAGUUGAGUUAUUGGCCUUGCUACUGCACUUGUACCAGCAAAUCAAAACUGUGGUAGCAGUCACACUGUACACCUCAACCUUCGUGCCAACCAACUUCAUGCCAACCACUUUCACAGAAAAACACUACCUUGCCACAUUGAUUGUCGGGGUUGUGAAAUGGUCCAUGAUUGUGUCAGUCAGUAUGGCAUGUGUCACAAGUUUCAUCAACAUCCUGUUUAUGUUGUCAUCCUUCAGAACAAAUCUAUACGCCCUUUACCGAGGUGAUUCCAGCCAAAUACCACCACCAUCAGCUCAGAAUGCAGCUUCUCUAUGUGUUGGCAGCAUCAAGUAUGCAGGUUUCCAAGUGGCUUAUAUAUUUUGGGCUUACGUUAUCAGCAUGUGCCUCUAUUUGGUGAUCUGUUUCUUCCUCUCGGCCAUCAUCCUCUCACUGCUGCACGGCUACUCGGAUUGGCUCCUUCAUGUUGUCUCACAAAUUUGGCCAAGUGUUCUUUCUGCGUUAGCUAUCAUGGUGCUUCAGAUGGUUCUUGCAAAAUGUAUUUUUUUGCAAGGCGACGGUCGGCAUCUGCGUCUAGACAACAGGAGAUUCUUUUUCAUCUUUACCUAUUUCAUGUUCUUCUUCAACAUCUUCUUGGGGCUUUUCUCGUGUCUUUUGAGAAUUUUGAAGGCAAUGGUGAUUGGAGUUAUGUUCCUUGCGAGGUUAGACUGCAGUACUCUGCCACGAAGAUUUGAAUUUUUUGAUCCAGGUUUUGCGGCCUACCAAGGUUAUAUCCACCUGGAAGUGGCCCACACCCACCCAGUCGUCAAUGUCUUUAUACGGCUCCUGGCAGCACUGAGCAGGUCAAGGUCAUUAUCACACACUGACCUGAACACAGAAGAUCUUAAAAUCCCAAUAUAUAGCCAACAUAAAGUGCUCCCCACAAAUGUGUCGGCCAGGUUUCAUUGGCAUGUGCUAUACACACUUCUACACAAUCCCACGAUCAGAAUCUACCGUAAAGGUUUCAUUCAGGCCAUGAAGAAAGCCAGGCUAGAAGGUCUGAAGGUACCUAUCAGUGACCAGCCCAUUACGGAGUUCGACUUGGUCAAACUGCAGGCUCAGAAGGAGCGUCUCAAGGAGUACGAAACCUUGAAAAGCAAAUCCGCUCAAUACAACCUUUUGAAAGGGGCCACGGACCUGACCGUUGGGAUCAGCGGUGUCCAGCAGAAGGUCGAGGUCAAGGUCCAAGGCAAAAAGAAAGAAAAACAUCGGAAGAGGCGGUUCCUAUUGUUCCGCAGGCAUAAGAAGCAGCACGCGGAGUCGUCGCUCAUCCACUCGCUGAGCGUGGACGAGAGAGACAACGAGGUGAAAAGUCUGCAGGAAGAAAACAUUGAAACCGUGAAGCCUGAGGGAGAACUGGGAACUCAGAUACAGAAACAAGAAACCAUUGUUAGAUUAAAUGACGAGACAUCCGCUAUUAACAUUUAAACAUUUGCUCACGACAACUUGCUGCUCAACACUGUAACAUAAGAAGAAACACUUCUUAAAGUAUGACAACUACAUGUUUAUGGAUUUACUUAAAAGCUAAAAAUAAACUAUAUAUCAAAGGAUUAUGUUCAUUCCCAUUUUAUUUCCUUUCGCUAUUCUGUAUGUCUUUGGCAUUAUGGAGCAUUCUGUGCCAUUAUGUUUUGCGCCCAUUUUCUGUAAAUUCUUCCUGCUCUUCCUUCAUAUUUGAUUUUUGAGACUUCGAUCGCAUUCGAUAAUCUACAAAGUAGCAUUUGCCUUUUUCUUUAAAUCUAUACUGAUGUACUUAAAGAUAUACGUUUAGAUUUCUGUAGUAUUGAAAAUGCAAUAGAUUUAAAAAAAAAAAAUGAUCUGGAUGUCAAUUACUGUUAGAACUUUGAUGUUACUGUGAUAUAUUUUGUGUUAUUGAGAAGAGAGAUGUAACAGUAGUGGUGACAGACUGACCAGUUGCUUCAUACAGACGUUUUGGAAUAAGUGAAAAUAACGCCGCAGCCUAUUAUCAUUCAUUUAAACUAAAAUUAUCUAAAAAAAGAAUAAUUUUAUUUUAAAGAUGGAUAAUCCUUAAUACUAGAAUACAAUGCUCAUGGGUGUUCAAUAAAUCUUGAAACAGCAAUAGGAGUACCUAGAGUUGAGAGACGCACCAAACAGGACGGAUAUUGAACGCGACGUACAGUGCGGCUUAUUCACAUUAGGGGUAAUGUGCAUCCAGAAUAAGCCACUAGUCACUACAUAACCAGCACAUCUCAAACAUCAAGUUACGGACAGAGGACUUUGAAUCCUUUAUUUGUUGUUAUUAAAACGUUGUUUUACUUUGUGGAGUUGAAUCUAUAGCUUUGUACACCCAGCAGCAGUCAGCUGUUUGAUUAUCUGCAUUAACGGAUGCCAGCAUCAUACAAUUUACUGACAGUUCGCUUCUGUAUCAAUUGUGAUACAUUGCAGUUGCAAAAGUAUAUUAAC
Biomphalaria glabrata is the source of this 3616-nucleotide messenger RNA. Its product is annotated as stimulated by retinoic acid gene 6 protein-like. Gene Ontology annotation, molecular function: retinol transmembrane transporter activity; signaling receptor activity. Gene Ontology annotation, cellular component: plasma membrane. Gene Ontology annotation, biological process: vitamin A import into cell. NCBI's taxonomy places the organism in Eukaryota, Metazoa, Mollusca, Gastropoda, Planorbidae. The transcript has 19 exons. The record is from RefSeq and is a predicted model, not a curated record. Bases 290 to 2623 code for a protein of 777 amino acids.